AUGCUCAUUCAGCAGCACUUCGCACACCUGUUAGAGCUUGCGCGACUUUCUCCUGUCUCGACCUUUUUCACUCUUGCAAUUCUGAUUAUAUCGUUCCAGGUACUCAGACUUCGUCUUUCUCCUGUUCGCCGCUUUCCUGGGCCCGUUUGGGCCAAAUUGUCAUCGUUCUGGCUCGCAUCCCAAUGCCGACGUACACGGCGUUCUGAAGCGGUAAUGCAACUGCACAAGAAAUACGGCGACUUUGUUCGAAUAGGACCCAACCAUAUAUCCAUCAACAAUCCCAUUGCUGUGACUGAAAUCUAUGGCCACGGGACGGGCUUUACCAAGAGCACGUUUUACGAUGCGUUCCUUCAGGUGACCCCUGUGGUAUUCAAUGCCAGGAACGUUGCAGAGCAUACUCGUAAGAAGAGAUACGCCAGCCCCGCAUUUUCUACUCGUGCUCUCUCCGAGUUUGAGCCAUAUAUGGACUUGGAGCUCGUGCACUGGAAAAAUAAGCUCUUGAGCAUGGCUGAUCAUACCGGUACGACUGAAGUCGACUUUGUUAUCUGGUCCAAUUUCCUCGCCUUCGAUGUCAUUUCCAGUUUUGCUUUCGGAGAGCCAUUUGGGUUUAUCGGCAUGGCAGAAGACCCUUAUCACCUCAUCGAGACAAUCGACGCCCGCGGCGAAGUCAUGAACGCGAUUGGAACCUUGUCUCCAUAUUUACGGUCACUGGUGAAGUACUACCCCUUUGACUCAUUUUGGAGUUCUGGGAUGAAGGCACGAGCGAACUUUGAGAAAUUUGGGAGGCAAGCAUAUCAGAGACGCAAGAGUGCUGCUGAAAGUCGAAAAGAUCUUUUGAGUUUCCUAUUCUCUGCAACAGAUCCCGAUACCGCAAACCCUCUCGAAGAAAAUGAGAUUGUGGCUGAGUCCAUCAGCUUCAUCGUUGGCGGGAGUGACACAACCAGUAGCACCAUGGCGAACUUUAUUGACUUUGUUUCCCGCGAUCCCGACCUACAAUCCCAGCUGCAGCAAGAAAUUGACACUGUCUUCCCUGGUUACCCUGAUGAAAAUUGGGUCCCUUCUGAGAAGAAGGCAGCGGGUCUGCCUUUGUUAGUUGCUACACUAAGAGAGGUUAUGCGUCUACGGCCAACCAGUGCUACAGGUCUCGAGAGAAUUACGCCCCCUGGGGGGAGAAUAAUAGCUGGAGAGUAUAUUCCCGGAAAGACCGUCGUCAGCGUGCCAACUGUUGGUAUUAUGAUGGACCCCAAAGUUUUUGAUUCUCCCGAAGAAUUUAAACCACACAGAUGGCUAGAACUAAACUCAAAAAAGCUUCUGGGGUCAUUCUUUCCUUUUUCUACAGGUCCUAGGGCAUGCAUAGGCAGAAAUUUUGCUUGGAUGGAGAUUUUAAAAGCUAUGGUCAUUAUCUUCAAGCUCUUUGAUAUCAGAAGAUUGAACUCCAACCCAACAGUUAUAAGGGAAGGGUUCUUCAAUAAGGCUGCUGAGUGUAACACAGAAAUCCGGCUGCGAAAGUUUACCUGA
Messenger RNA from Fusarium sp. VM40, 1518 nucleotides. The record is from the annotation of a GenBank genome assembly. NCBI's taxonomy places the organism in Eukaryota, Fungi, Ascomycota, Sordariomycetes, Hypocreales, Nectriaceae.